AUGUCAGAUUAUUAUUUGGGUAUAUGGGCUGGUUGUCCAAAACCUUUUCAAUAUACCGAUAACCAAAGACGUAUGUUUAACAUAGCAUCAGCCGAAAGUGAAGCUGAUCGUAAAGUUCCAGCUCAACCACUUAUAUUUACAACUAGUAAUGCUACAGCAACUGUUUCUACAACACCAACUCUUCGCUAUAAUUUACGUAAAUUAAGUGAAUUACCAUAUCAAUUAAUACGUUCACAACGUGAAGAGGAUUUAUAUAAGAAUGUUUUAUUUAAUUAUGAUUUUAUGCAUGCAAAAUUAUCAUGUAUGCCAUUAAAUUUAUGUAUAUUUGAUUAUGAAAGUGCAUUAGAAUUUGUUUUUGACAAAGAAGUUAAAUUAGUAAGUGAUGCACUUCGUUUAUCAAGUUCAGUUUUAGCUUCUGAUCCAAAUAAUUUACCAUGUCAGAUAAUUGGUCGUCUACUUCCGUUUUAUAAAACAUGUCAUAGAAUAGCUUCACUUAUUGAUCAAUGUGAAAGUACUGGUUUACAAGUAAUGGGUCUUGUACCAGCAAUUAAUACAUUAGCAUCACCUGGUGGUCCACUUGUUUAUUCAUUAGAAGCUCAUGCAUUUGCUGUUUAUGGUCUUGAAGUUAUCUCGUCUGGACAAUCUCUUCUUACUGUAUCAAAUAGAUUUAUUGUUUUUGAUUUAUCAAGUGGUGAUAUUGUACGUAUUAUUGAUCCUAAAAUUGAAGGUAUUAUGACAUAUUUAGCUAUUGCACCUGAUCAACGUUAUUGUGUAACAACGACAAUAAGUAAUCAAUAUAUUAUAUGUAAUUUAUUAACUGGAGACUUUAUUUUACGUGAUUAUAAUCCACCGACAAAUAAUCAACAACAAACAGGUGGAAAUACAGCUAAAGCUAAAGCAACUAGUGGACAACCAGUUGAUCCAUUAUUAGGUGCAUCUGCAAGUAAUACUCAUUUUGCAUUAUGGACUACAAAAAUGUAUCAAGUGUUUACACGUAAAGGUGAAUUACUUACAACUGAAUCAACACGUUUUCCGAUCAUUCAAAUUGAAGUAUUAGAUGGUCCACAAGUAGAACUUGUUUGUCGUUCUGAAGAUGUAAAAGAAGAUCAAGAUGUAGCUCGUGAUCGUUUAAUAAUAGAUUAUUGUUUUGUUACAAAUAAUGAUACAAACAAUAAUAAUGGUUCUUCACGUUGUUUAGCUGGUGGAAGAAAAAAUAUACAUAGUGCACUCGUAUUAACACGUGAUAAACGACGUAUGUAUACAUGUUGUGAAAUAAAUGAUUAUAAUAUUGAAAUGUAUCUUAAUGAACCACAUCCGGUUCAUUAUGCUACUCAACGUAUAUGGGCAUUUGAUCAUCAAUUAUAUGAAAAUAAAGAGCGCAUAUUCACAUUAAUAUUAAGUGCCGAUGAAAAUUAUCUUAUGGCAGUUACAUUCAAAGGUUUUAAAAUCUUUUCAUUUCGAUCAUAUUUAUGGAAAACAUGUUUAUUACCUGGUAGUGUACGAAAUAUAAUGAGUGGUUAUAAACGUUUAACAUAUACCGCAGCAUUUUCUCAGGAUAAUAGAUAUUUGAUAGCAUGUAUUAAAUCAACUGUUUAUGUAUUUGAAAUCCAAUGGGGUGACUUAGUAGCUUCAUUUGAUUCACAUUUUGGUCGUAUACUUGUUGUAAAAUGUUUAUCAGCUGGUAGCACUGGAAAUAACUAUGUUAUAACGACUGGUAUCGAUAAAACAACAAAAGUAUGGGAUUUACAAAAUGCAAAAGAAAAAUCUAUAUCAAUAGCACAAUUAGAUAAAUGUAUUGAAAUGAUGCAUAUAUCAACCGAAACAAAAUUAAUAAUGGCACAAUCACGUACACAAUUAUGUUUAUUUGAUAUGAGAAGUGGAAUAAUGACAGGACAAUUAUCUAGUAAUCCACAUGGAUCAAUUUAUCAAUGUACAGCUUUGUGUGCAAAUGGUUUAUUUGCAGCAUCAGCUGAAUCAGGUAAUUUUGUAAUAUAUGAUAUUGAAGAACGAAAAACAUCAUUUAUAACACCAUUAAAAAGUGUUUUUCAACUUCUUCUUCAUUCAGCUGAAACAAUGAUUUUAGUUUUAACUACUGAACUAGUUGCACUCACAACUGGUUCAAGUGCAUUGAUUGAUACACCUGUGAAUACUAGUCCAAAUGGUCAAACUGUUCGAGCUAUUUCAUAUGGAAUACCUGAUGGUGAUAUUAUUUAUGAAAUCCUAGCAAAUAUGAAACGUUCAAAUCAACCAAAAAAAGUUAUAUGUACAGCAGAUGAUACAUAUUUUGUAUUUAUUGAAGAGAAAAAAAAUGCUGAGCUACUUGCAUUAUAUGAUCCGAUGACUGGUGAACAUGUACAUAAUGUUAAAUUAAGUUAUCCAGCUUAUAAAGAGAUUACUUUAAUGGUUACAAUACCACAACAACCUUAUCUUAUUGGUUUAAUUGAUUCGGAGAAAGGCAUUGUUAUGAAUGUUAGAGAUAAAAGGGUUCAUUUCACAAUACCAAAAUGGGGUGGUCAAAUAUCAUCCGACGGUAAAUAUGGUUUAUAUGCUCCAACACGUGGUGGUCUUGAAAUAUUUGAUUUUCGAAAUGGAAAAGUAGUUCGAACAUUAAUACCUAAAGUAGCUGAAGGUGUAUUUGAUGUGAUGGCAUUUUUUACUCCGACAAAUGAACAUGUUAUAUAUUAUCAUAAAGGUAAACGAACCAUACGUGUAUUUCGUACAGAAGAUGGUCUUCAAUUAGCUGAUAUGAAAUGUCCAGCUAAAGUUCGACAAGCAACUGCAACAAAUGAUGGACGAAUAUUAGUUGUUGGAUAUGAAGAUGGAGCUAUCCAAGUGUUUUUAAUUGUUGAUCAUUCCAAUGAAUCAGUUGUUGAUUAUUUACGAAAUUGGAGAAUACGCCAACUUCAAUCAAUAGCAGAACCUGAACGACAAGAAACUGCUGAGAAACAAUCUGAAUGA
This is a messenger RNA of Rotaria sp. Silwood2, 2958 nucleotides long. NCBI's taxonomy places the organism in Eukaryota, Metazoa, Rotifera, Eurotatoria, Philodinida, Philodinidae. The record is from the annotation of a GenBank genome assembly.